GAAGGUAGAAGAUGUACUGCUUUUUUUUCCAACAUCGUUGUGGUUUUAUAAGAAACAUUCAUGACAUGAUGGCAAACAAAUUUUACCAAUUUCCUUCAAAUGAAAGGUCUUUCUCUCUCAAAGAUAAAAUGGGAUUCAUUACACUCAAAAAGAAUGGGAAAGCUCUUGAUCUAUUUGCAGAUGAGGUCACAACAGACCGUAUGCAAGCCAUUCAGGAAGCUUAUUGGACUAUGGCAUCUGCCUUACUGCCAUCUAGUCCAUGAUUCUAGCACAAGUCUUAUGGCUCUGAGAACUA
Zingiber officinale is the source of this 295-nucleotide messenger RNA. Its product is annotated as senescence-associated protein OSA15, chloroplastic-like. Gene Ontology annotation, cellular component: chloroplast. The transcript is spliced from 4 exons. Gene Ontology annotation, biological process: cellular response to oxidative stress; leaf senescence. The record is from RefSeq and is a predicted model, not a curated record. Bases 12 to 263 code for a protein of 83 amino acids. Lineage: Eukaryota; Viridiplantae; Streptophyta; Magnoliopsida; Zingiberales; Zingiberaceae.